Filobasidium floriforme is the source of this 1128-nucleotide messenger RNA. Its product is annotated as ras family-domain-containing protein. Gene Ontology annotation, biological process: small GTPase-mediated signal transduction. The transcript is spliced from 8 exons. The record is from RefSeq and is a predicted model, not a curated record. Gene Ontology annotation, molecular function: GTPase activity; GTP binding. Bases 220 to 993 code for a protein of 257 amino acids. NCBI's taxonomy places the organism in Eukaryota, Fungi, Basidiomycota, Tremellomycetes, Filobasidiales, Filobasidiaceae.
CAAACGCUGAACCUAGGAGGACGAUCACUGAAUGUCCAAGGUUACCGUGAACUUCGACCCCCUGGAACUUGAUCUACUUUGAAUCUAGGAAUCACAAAGCGGAUCAGAUCUAGUUUUAUAGUCAUCUGUCACAAUAACUUUUCCCGCGAGGUCACAAUUUCAGCUUCAUACCGAACACGACAGCCACUACGGCCAUCACCAAUCAACAACAAACCAAACAUGCCGCUCUGUAUACCUUCCUCCUCCUCCAAGACCUCUUCAAGUCCAUAUGACCCGACGAACAAGAGCAACAGGAUCUCGGAUGGUGGAUAUCCUCAUGGACCUGCGAAUGGAGGCGGGAUGAUGAGCGGGUCCGCAGGGAGGACGAAGAAGCCGGUGAAUCGGAAGUUGGUCGUACUUGGAGAUGGGGCUUGUGGCAAGACGUCAAUGUUGACGGUGUUUACGCAAGGUUACUUCCCGACGGAUUACGAACCAACAGUGUUCGAGAACUUUGUGGAGACUCUGACGGUGGAUGGCCAGGCGGUGGAGCUGAGUUUAUGGGAUACAGCAGGGCAAGAAGAGUUUGACAGGCUCCGUUCACUAUCCUACGCAGACACCCACGUGAUAAUGAUAUGCUUCUCGGUCGAACGGCCCGAAUCGCUGGAAAACGUAGAGGCGAAAUGGAUUGGCGAGGUGGAUCACUAUUGUCCUGACGUAAUGAUCGUCUUGGUCGCGCUGAAAUGCGACUUGCGAGAAGACGAGGUGGCAAACCGGAAAUUGAUAGAGAGGGGUCAACGAGGAAUUCUGUCGUACGAAGACGGUCUGGAAGUGGCUAAACGGAUACGAGCGCAUCGAUACCUAGAAUGCUCGGCCAAGAUGAAUCGUGGGAUCCGACAGGCGAUCGAGGAAACAGCGAGAGUAGCCCUUUCGAGAACGAAACCUGCUCAGGUACGGACAGCCGAACCGAUGGGCAGUCCACGCAAGGAGAAAGGUGGAGGUUGCGUAAUUGCCUGAAUCUGGGAUGAAGCGCAUGACGGACUGUAGAAUGACCGGGGGGUUAUGCGAUCGGGUUGUUACUGUAUCGUAGCGUGAUUUCCGGGAGUUGUGAACGCCGAAUUGGUCAAAUAUCGAUCGUAAUCUGAUUCUUCA